ACCUAACAAACGUUCCUUUCCCCAGUCUUUCGCGUCCCGAGGACCGGUUACCAUCGUCGUUCACGUGUUUCCACGUUUCUUGUCAUCAUUUUGUGCCAGGACCUGGGUUAGUGUCGAGGAUGACGCUACCUGUCCAACCAUUUGGAAUCCUAGCUUGAGUCAUCCAGGGUCAGCAAGAGCAGGACCAUGUGGCUACUUCAUCAUCAAUGUGUCCUGCGAUACGUUCUGUUCUUAUUCUUGCUCGUCGAGGGUGUGCGAGACACAAUUGGUGGUGGAGGGUUGCACGAGGGUGGCAAGGUGUCGAAGAGGUCGAAACCUGUGGACCCGGACGAGGAGAGCCACGACAACGAGGACUACUACUACGAGGACGUGGAUGAAAGAAACAAUCCGACGAACGAGGCACCGGUUGUGCCGCCCGGAUUCCUCAGUCCCUCUGUAAGGGAGUAUCUCGAUCUCGGUAAAUCGAUACCUGGUCGGGCAGGAACGGACUACCCGGUGUUAGGCAAGGUACCCUACACGAAUUUCUACUGCGACGAUCAACCGUACCCAGGUUUUUUCGCGGACGUGGAAACGAGAUGCCAAGCGUGGCAUUACUGUGACAUCGACGGUCGACAAGCGACAUUUUUGUGUCCGAAUGGCACGCAAUUCAGCCAAGCAGUAUUCGUCUGCGACUGGUGGUUCAACGUCAGGUGCGAACUCAGCCCCAAAUUAUACGUUAUCAACAGCCGACUAUACGGCAGGCCCACGGAGAGCCCGACGAGACCGCAUCGCCUCAUCACCAAGGAAUUGCUCGAGAAUAUUUUUGUCAGGCGAAAAUGAACGAGAUUCUAGCGUUUUUCCUUUGAUGAAUAAACCACUCAGGUUUUGAGAUGGUGUUGUCUGAUGGACAACAAAAUUUUGGGAGGAGAUGAGAAGAUUAACUGAAUUACAGAGGAUGGAUCAGUAAUUAUUAAUAUUUUAAUUAUUGGAAUUUUUAGGAGAAUUUUAAUUUUGUUAAAAAUUAAUAGAGAUAAAGGUGAUCUUCUAAAUAAAAUUUUUCCAUCUUUCAGUUUGAAUUUUUGCAAAAUUAUUAUAAUAUUAAUAUUACUUAGAGUUUUCUUUAAUUUUGUAUUUUCUCAAUUAUUAGUUAUAUUGAAUUUUUGACGUAGAUCACUAGUGAACACCCAGGAUAUUAAUUACUGGUCCACCCUAUAACAAAUACUUGUUUUUCAAUGAAUUCCAAAAAUUUAUCCAAAUUUUGUCUAUAAUUCAGCAACAGCCAGUGGAAAAUGGAUACAUUAAAAGAUAAAGACAUCUACAUACUUGAUUAGUAAGAUAUAGUACUUAAGGGAUGAUGGUUGUUUUGAAUAACUAUGUGAAAUGAAUGAUUGAUACUGUAUGACUGAUUUAAUGAUAAAUACUAAAUAAGUAUACUGCAAUAGUUAAUGUGUGUUUGAAACGAGACAAUGAAUGUGAAUAGUUGCUUUUUUCGAUUAAGAUUCUGUUCGAAGUGCCACUGAAAUCAUUUAGUACACUGAUUAUUACUCUAGAAAGAUGUAUAUGUGCCUUGGAAGAAUAUUAUACAAUAUAAUUUUGCGAAUGGUGAGACAAUGUAUUUGUUUGAAAUGUAAAAUGCGAUUUGUUCAUUCUAGAUUAAAAUAUAAAUUUUCUCGAUUAAA
Messenger RNA from Osmia lignaria (orchard mason bee), 1658 nucleotides. RefSeq lists its product as uncharacterized. The record is from RefSeq and is a predicted model, not a curated record. Gene Ontology annotation, molecular function: chitin binding. NCBI's taxonomy places the organism in Eukaryota, Metazoa, Arthropoda, Insecta, Hymenoptera, Megachilidae. Gene Ontology annotation, cellular component: extracellular region.